Molecule: messenger RNA, 3345 nt
Organism: Misgurnus anguillicaudatus (oriental weatherfish)
Lineage: Eukaryota; Metazoa; Chordata; Actinopteri; Cypriniformes; Cobitidae
Product: sodium/potassium-transporting ATPase subunit alpha-1
Biological process (GO): intracellular sodium ion homeostasis; potassium ion import across plasma membrane; intracellular potassium ion homeostasis
Cellular component (GO): plasma membrane
Molecular function (GO): P-type sodium:potassium-exchanging transporter activity; ATP binding; ATP hydrolysis activity
Source: RefSeq, a predicted model, not a curated record
UUGAAAAACAGGUGAGUUGGCAGGGUAUAAAUUUUGUGAACCUGGAUAAAACACACAAGGACUUUUGUCUUUCAAAGAGGCUCACAGAGAGAGUAACAGAUUCAAGCACAUCCAAAAACUCCACAUUUUGGGUUGGAGUCACUAACAAAAAUGGGACUUGGCACGGGGAGCGAUAAGUACAAAUUGGCGGCAACUUCAGAGGAUGGAGCCAAAAUGCCAAAAAAGGGGAAAAGAAAGCAGAAGGACAUGGAUGAUUUAAAAAAAGAAGUGGAUCUGGACGAUCACAAAUUAACUUUUGAUGAACUUCAUCGGAAAUAUGGUACCGACCUAAACAGGGGCUUGUCCUCUACCCGUGUAAAGGAGAUCUUAGCUCGUGAUGGUCCCAAUGCUCUUACCCCACCUCCUACAACUCCAGAAUGGGUGAAGUUCUGCAAACAGCUCUUUGGUGGGUUCUCAACGCUGCUGUGGAUUGGUGCAAUUCUUUGUUUCCUGGCAUAUGGAAUUCAGGCUGCCUCAGAAGACGAACCAGCAAAUGACAACCUUUAUUUGGGAAUUGUGCUGGCUGGUGUUGUCAUAAUCACAGGAUGCUUCUCGUACUAUCAAGAGGCCAAGAGCUCUAAGAUCAUGGAAUCUUUCAAGAACCUUGUCCCUCAGCAAGCCCUGGUUGUGCGUGAUGGAGAAAAGAAGAGCAUCAAUGCAGAGGAAGUAGUCGCUGGUGAUCUGGUGGAGGUCAAAGGUGGGGACAGAAUCCCAGCUGAUCUUCGUAUCAUCUCUGCACAUGGGUGCAAGGUGGACAACUCCUCCCUAACUGGUGAAUCUGAGCCUCAGACUCGAUCCCCUGACUUCUCCAAUGAAAACCCUCUGGAGACAAGAAACAUUGCGUUCUUCUCUACCAACUGUGUUGAAGGUACUGCAAGAGGUAUCGUCAUCAACACUGGUGACCGCACUGUUAUGGGUCGUAUUGCCACACUUGCCUCCAGCCUGGAAGGUGGACAGACACCAAUUGCUAAAGAGAUUGAACACUUCAUUCACAUCAUCACUGGUGUAGCAGUGUUCCUGGGUGUGACCUUCUUCAUCCUCUCCCUUAUUCUUGGAUAUGGGUGGUUAGAAGCCGUUAUUUUCCUUAUUGGCAUCAUUGUCGCUAAUGUACCAGAGGGUCUCCUUGCCACUGUAACUGUGUGUCUGACACUGACUGCCAAACGUAUGGCAAAGAAGAAUUGUCUGGUGAAGAAUCUUGAAGCUGUAGAGACUCUCGGCUCAACCUCCACCAUUUGCUCUGACAAGACUGGAACUUUAACUCAGAACAGAAUGACUGUGGCUCACAUGUGGUUUGACAACCAGAUUCACGAAGCAGACACAACAGAGAACCAAAGUGGAGCCUCAUUUGACAGAAGCUCUCCUACAUGGGCGGCUCUUGCACGCAUUGCUGGCUUGUGCAACCGCGCUGUCUUCCUUGGUGAUCAGAGCCAUCUGCCAAUUCUUAAGCGAGAAACAGCUGGUGAUGCAUCAGAGUCUGCUCUGCUGAAGUGUAUUGAGCUUUGCUGUGGUUCAAUCACUGAAAUGAGAGACAAGUACACAAAGGUUGCUGAGAUCCCUUUCAACUCCACCAACAAAUAUCAGCUCUCAAUCCACAAGAAUCCCAAUUCCUCAGAGUCUAAGCACCUGCUGGUGAUGAAAGGAGCUCCUGAGAGAAUCUUGGAUCGAUGCUCCACUAUUCUGAUUCAAGGAAAAGAGCAACCUUUAGACCAUGAUCUGAAAGAUUCAUUCCAAAAUGCUUAUGUUGAACUCGGUGGUCUUGGAGAAAGAGUGUUGGGUUUCUGCCAUUUUAACCUGUCUGAUGACCAGUUUCCUGAAGGGUUCGCAUUUGAUACUGAUGAAGUGAACUUCCCAACUGAGAAUCUGUGUUUUGUUGGUCUCAUAUCCAUGAUUGACCCUCCUCGUGCCGCUGUACCAGAUGCUGUGGGCAAGUGCAGGAGUGCUGGAAUCAAGGUUAUCAUGGUUACAGGUGAUCAUCCAAUUACAGCUAAAGCUAUUGCGAAGGGUGUCGGCAUCAUCUCUGAAGGGAAUGAGACUGUGGAAGAUAUUGCAGCUCGUUUAAACAUCCCUGUUGCAGACGUUAACCCAAGAGAUGCUAAGGCCUGUGUGGUCCAUGGAGGAGAACUAAAGAAUAUGAGUGAAGAAGAACUAGAUGAUAUACUCAAACACCACACAGAAAUCGUGUUUGCCAGAACUUCUCCACAACAAAAACUGAUCAUAGUGGAAGGUUGUCAGCGUCAGGGUGCCAUUGUAGCUGUAACAGGUGAUGGUGUGAAUGACUCUCCUGCUCUGAAGAAGGCUGAUAUUGGUGUGGCUAUGGGUAUUGCUGGAUCUGAUGUAUCCAAACAGGCCGCUGACAUGAUUCUGCUGGACGACAACUUUGCCUCAAUCGUCACUGGAGUAGAAGAAGGCCGUUUGAUCUUUGACAACUUGAAGAAAUCCAUUGCCUACACCCUGACCAGCAACAUCCCUGAGAUUUCCCCCUUCCUUUUGUUCAUCAUUGCUAAUAUUCCUCUACCUUUGGGCACAGUCACCAUUCUCUGUAUUGACCUGGGCACUGACAUGGUUCCUGCAAUCUCAUUGGCCUAUGAAACUGCUGAAAGUGACAUUAUGAAGAGACAACCCAGAAAUGCUAAAACAGAUAAACUGGUGAAUGAGAGGCUAAUCAGUAUGGCGUACGGUCAAAUCGGUAUGAUGCAAGCGGUUGCAGGGUUCUUUGCCUACUUUGUCAUUCUCGCUGAGAACGGAUUCCUGCCAUCUGAUCUAAUAGGAAUUCGAGUCAACUGGGAUGAUAAAUAUCUCAAUGAUCUGGAGGAUAGUUACGGCCAACAGUGGACGUACGAGCGAAGAAAGGUAGUAGAGUACACGUGUCACACGGCAUUCUUCGCCAGUAUCGUGAUUGUUCAAUGGGCAGAUCUGAUCAUCUGUAAAACCAGAAGAAAUUCCAUAGUACAGCAGGGAAUGAGAAACAAAAUCCUCAUCUUCGGACUAUUUGAGGAAACAGCUCUGGCCGCUUUUCUGUCUUACUGCCCAGGCAUGGAUGUGGCUUUGAGAAUGUAUCCACUCAAACCAAGCUGGUGGUUCUGUGCCUUCCCAUAUUCACUGCUCAUCUUUGUCUAUGAUGAAGUCAGAAGAUACAUCCUUAGGCGGAGCCCAGGAGGCUGGAUGGAAAAAGAAACAUACUACUGAGAAGAGGAAGAGCUUCUAUUGCAAAACUUAUAUGCAUUCAUUCACUCAUUGUUAUAUCUUCCAAAUGACACAGAACAUUCACAUUUUCAACCAAUAAAUAUCCAGUCAAGUCAGAUAAAA